AUUCUUUGUGAUAAGCCUGUUACUUACAAGAUUGGUGGCUUUAGAUCACAUUCUCACACUACCCUAUGCACAGCUUGUUGGAUCACACAAGUGGACAAAGCAUGGCUGGCAGAUUUGUUAAUGAUGGUGAGUUUUGAGGUUUUCACUAGUAGUUCCUAUGCUUGUAUCAACUAA
Messenger RNA from Suillus subalutaceus, 174 nucleotides. RefSeq lists its product as uncharacterized. The transcript has a single exon. The annotation marks the transcript as partial. The record is from RefSeq and is a predicted model, not a curated record. NCBI's taxonomy places the organism in Eukaryota, Fungi, Basidiomycota, Agaricomycetes, Boletales, Suillaceae.